AUGGCAAGUGGCGACCUCCAGGACCCCUCCCCGGGCCGUGCGCCCUUGCCACGUUACGAGCAGCUGAAGGAAGAGCAAGAGCAAAUGCUGAUGCAGGCGAGAGUUCCGGUUGCCACCACCACGGUGGUCCACAUGGGCCCACAGGUCUAUGUCUCACCUGCACGUGACCAUAUUGUCUGGUCGAUCUUUAGCACGAUUUACUUAAAUUUUUGCUGCCUCGGGGCCAUGGCCCUUGCAUUUUCCGUCAAGGCACGGGAUCGUAAAUUGGUUGGUGACCAUAAUGGUGCAAGCAGCUAUGGUUCCACUGCCAGGUGCUUGAAUAUCGCGGCCUUGACGUUGUGCCUCUUUUCCCCUGUCGUCAUCGUAAUCAUCCUGGUUGUUACGGGGGUCAUUGUUUGAAAUAUACCUGGGGGAGUCUACGAUGGCUAUUGAACCAUGUUGCGAAGUGAUUUCACUUUCAAAUCCUUGUUUCCUUUAUGCACAGCUUCUACUCAGCCAACUCUUGUUUCCUUUUGAGUAUGUUGUCUAGGAUAUGAUUCUAAGGAAUAUACAUUGUCCAUAGAAAAGCUUUGUGUUUACUAUGAGGGAGUUGUUCAUUUCAAGAGAUGGUUUCAUGCUGAGAAGUAUACCAUUGUAGAGUUGGCUUUGUUAUACUUCUUAUAGUCUAAUGGUCCCUUCCACUCCAGAGAUGAUAUGUUUCUAUUGAAUGUAACCAGUUAAUUUUAUUUUUCUACUGAAUUUAACCAAUUCAAAAGAUUCCUCUAUGGUGGGGGGGGGGGGGCGCAUAAUUUUGACAUUGAUGCACAUAACAUUCCUCUAAGAAGACCCGGCAAUAUAAUUUUCCAGGUCCUGUUCCUGUAGAAUGGGAAGCAGAUUUUCUCUUUAAUAUUUUUCUAUUUGUCUGUAGUAAAAU
Messenger RNA from Sphaerodactylus townsendi, 913 nucleotides. Its product is annotated as interferon-induced transmembrane protein 1-like. NCBI's taxonomy places the organism in Eukaryota, Metazoa, Chordata, Lepidosauria, Squamata, Sphaerodactylidae. The transcript is spliced from 2 exons. Gene Ontology annotation, cellular component: plasma membrane. The coding region runs from base 1 to 399 and encodes 132 amino acids. The record is from RefSeq and is a predicted model, not a curated record.